Eruca vesicaria subsp. sativa (arugula) is the source of this 222-nucleotide messenger RNA. Lineage: Eukaryota; Viridiplantae; Streptophyta; Magnoliopsida; Brassicales; Brassicaceae. The record is from the annotation of a GenBank genome assembly.
AUGCAUAUUCAGUCGCAAGACCUAGCACUUAGGACGAAAGACAUGCACAUUCUCCUUGUGGAAGGGUUGAGGGCAAACCUUGAUGAUGUUUAUGUGAAUGCUUGUAAAGCAAGGAUUAUAAAACUCAAGGAAGAAGUCAAGGAACACGAGCAGACGAUCUCCCGUCUCAAAGCUAAGUUGAAAGUGGAGGAGGCCAAGUUGAAGAAGCAUAUUUCUUUCUAA